Messenger RNA from Aspergillus heteromorphus CBS 117.55, 1713 nucleotides. RefSeq names its product H(+)-transporting V1 sector ATPase subunit H. The coding region runs from base 124 to 1560 and encodes 478 amino acids. Gene Ontology annotation, molecular function: proton-transporting ATPase activity, rotational mechanism. The record is from RefSeq and is a predicted model, not a curated record. Gene Ontology annotation, biological process: proton transmembrane transport. NCBI's taxonomy places the organism in Eukaryota, Fungi, Ascomycota, Eurotiomycetes, Eurotiales, Aspergillaceae. The transcript has 3 exons. Gene Ontology annotation, cellular component: fungal-type vacuole membrane; vacuolar proton-transporting V-type ATPase, V1 domain.
CAACCUCCUCCUCCUUUCAGGCUGCUCUUCCACCCACUUCUCCCCUCUCCCCUCUGUCUGCCCCUCAAUUCAGCCCCUUGCCAUUCCGGUUGGCUCCUGGUUCUCCCCUCCCCCGGAAUCACCAUGUCGUCCCUACCCCUGGAGCCGCCCACCUAUCUCAGCUCGUUGCAGAACAACAUCCGAGCUCGUCCUAUCCCGUGGGAGGGCGCCGUCCGAGCUGGGAACAUCACCGAUGACCACCUCAAGAAGAUCAAGGCCGUGGACAAGGUCCGUAAGGAACAACGACGCCAGACGGUCGAGGGGGAUCUGACGGGCUAUGUCACGCUGCUUGCGGGCGGGUCUGAAGGCAAGAGCGUGCUCGACUCCGCCUCCAGGAGAACCGACAUUGUGCAAUACAUCCUCGUGCUGGCCGCGGAUUUGAUCAACGAUGUCCCCUCUCUCUCAAACGCCCUGGUCGCGCAUCCCGAUCCUUACAAGCCAUUCCUCCCGCUCUUGCGUCACUCUACGAACGCCGAAGACCCCAUCCCCCUGCUCACCUCCACCUUCCUGACCAACCUGGUAUCGGUCAGCCUGACCUCCUCGUCCAAGCCGGCUGCGCGCGAUAAUGAAGCCCUCCCGCAGCUGUACACCUAUCUCUCUACCCUGACCCAGAAUCAAGACAGCGGGCUGCAGGAUAUCGGGGUCCAGGAAUUGUCGGCAUUGCUACGGACCUCAAAAUCCCGUGAGAUUUUCUGGAAGGAGAGGAAGCAUACCGUCGAUCCCCUUAUCGAGAUCCUCCGCGCUGCCACGGGAGCCAAGGAAAACAGCUCAAGCACACUGGCUGGCAGCUCGCGCGCGAUCGAGCCCGGUCUCGCCGGCGGGGUUGGCCUCCAGCUGCUGUACCGGGUUCUCCUUGUCCUCUGGCAGCUCAGUUUCGAAGGAGAAUUGAUCGGUGAUGAACUGCAAGCGGACCACGAGAUUGUACAGUUGUACACGCACCUCCUACGCCUGUCCCCGAAAGAGAAGACUACCCGACUCCUCCUCGCCACCCUCAACAACCUCCUUUCCACCAACCGCACCAGCCUGCUCCCGGUCGCCGUCUUUGUCCGCCUUCCUGCCCUUCUCUCGAACCUCUCCGGUCGUCAUCUGACCGAUCCUGAUCUCCUGGAGGACCUUAAGUUCCUGUCGGACAUGCUGGAUGAAUACACCAAGACGCAGACAACAUUUGAUCAAUAUGCGGCCGAGCUUCAGUCGGGCCACCUGCGGUGGUCCCCGCCCCACCGCAACCCUACCUUCUGGAAGGACAACGCCCGCCGGAUUCUCGACGAGAACAGCGGGGCACUGCCGAAAAAGCUGGCGGAGAUCAUCGCGAAGAGCUGGGAUAACGACAAGCAGGUGCUGGCGAUCGCCUGUAACGACGUGGGCCACUUGGUGAAGGAGCUGCCGGAGCGACGGACACAGCUGGAGAAACUGGGUCUGAAGACACGGGUCAUGGAGCUUAUGGCCGACAAGGACGAGUCGGUGCGGUGGGAGAGCUUGCGGGCGGUUGGCGAGUGGCUGCGCUAUACGUUCGACGACUGAUCGACUGAUCGACGGAACGUGCGAGGGGACACGAUGUGACAUACUACCCGAUACUUGUUUGACCUUCUGCUUCUAUGUGGUCAAGAGGAGACCUUGGCUGUAUUGUAUGGAUUCUCAGCGUAUAUCAUUUGAAUGCCAUUGUACUGUGCACAU